AUGCGUUCCGAAGUGAAUCGAACUCCGGUUUUCACUGUAGAAGGCAGUAAAACACUGACCAACGGCCUGCCCAUAGAUCUCGAAUCCAAGAGUUAUAGUUUUGAUGAAGUGCUGGAUAUUGUUGGUUUUGGAAGGACCACACUGCACAUAUUUAUAGCUUCCUCUAUGGUUAUGAUGGCAGUUCUGAACGAAACCAUGGGUAUUUCUAUAAUUAUUCCUGCAUCACAGUGUGACUUAAGUCUAUCAUCAACCGACAAAGGCAUUUUGACCGGAGUGAGCUUUGCAGGAAUCAUCGUUUCGUCACACUUCUGGGGCUAUAUGGCGGAUACAAAAGGUCGCCGGAGUACACUCAUUGUGUCGUUGCUUCUGACCGCCCUAUGUGCGCUGGUGUCAGGUUUAUCGAUAAACUUCACCAUGAUGGCCGUAACGCGUUUCCUAGUCGGAGUGUUCAUUUCUGCACCUUCAGCUACAGUCUUUGCGUACCUGGGAGAAUUUUUUAAGACCGUGAACCGCACGAUGGUGAUAACGUACGCCAGCGUGGCUGUGGGAUUAUCAGCUGUUUUUACAGCAACGACUGGGUGGUACUUGCUUUCCUUCGAAUGGUCGCUGGCACUUCCCUUCACUGACCUGAUGCUUAGGCCUUGGCGUUUUCUUUUUUUCGUCUACACAUUACCGACGCUAAUCGGCGCCUUUUGGUUGAUGGCACUCCCGGAAAGCCCGAAGUUCUAUCUAUCCCGAGGUCGAGAGUCCGAAGCGUUCGCCAUUCUGGUGCGGCUGUAUCUGGAAAACCACCCCAACACCACAGCGAACGACUUUCCUGUCAAAUAUAUCACACCUGAACCGGGGCAGAAGGAUCGUAGCGUCCCCUCGAGUAGCUCCGGGGGAUUCUAUCAUAUAGCGAGUAGUGUUUGGAAUCAAACAGUACCUCUAUUUAAACGACCUAACUUAGGAAAUUUUAUCAUCUGUUGCGCUGUGCAGUUUGGGCUGUUUGUGGUGUCCGCUGGUAUGGGACUGUGGUUCCCGGACAUUAUCAACCGACUGACCACUUCCAAUGCAACUGAUGUGACCGUCUGCGAAGCCUUAGAUGCAUCAUUAAUGAGUGAUGCAGCUGCGUUCUUGGAAGAUGAACGCAUAACUGUCGCCGCCACAUGCAAUGAUAAUGUCAACGAACAGGUCUUCAUCUACGCCAUCACACUCGGCGGACUAUACACGGCAUUGUACCUUGCAAUGUCGGUUCUGAUGCGCAAAGUGGGGCGUAAGUGUUUGGUAGCGUCCAACCUGUUCUUAUCUGGGUUUUCCGGAAUCGCCCUUCAAUUCGUGGACAAUCCGGUUGCGAUGGUGGCGCUAUUCUGCGCCUUCCUUGUGUUCGCCGGAACAUCGAUCUCUGUUCUCAACGGAACAACCGUUUCAAUCUUUCCCACAAACGUACGUGCGAUGGCCGUGUGCCUCAGUCUCAUGAUGGGACGGUUAGGAAGUGUCUUUGGGAGUAAUCUUGUAGGACUUAUUAUGGAGCAAAACUGCACUUUCACGUUUCUGUUCUUUGCCAGUGGAUCUAUUAUCUGCGCUAUUCUUACUCUCUUUUUACCCAGUUAG
This is a messenger RNA of Anopheles coustani, 1593 nucleotides long. Its product is annotated as synaptic vesicle glycoprotein 2C. Gene Ontology annotation, cellular component: membrane. Gene Ontology annotation, molecular function: transmembrane transporter activity. The coding region runs from base 1 to 1593 and encodes 530 amino acids. The transcript has 6 exons. NCBI's taxonomy places the organism in Eukaryota, Metazoa, Arthropoda, Insecta, Diptera, Culicidae. The record is from RefSeq and is a predicted model, not a curated record. Gene Ontology annotation, biological process: transmembrane transport.